AUGCGUGGCUGGGCAAACGGGGGCGCCAUUGGACCCGGACCCUUGGGUAAGCCCUUCAGUGCAUCAACAAAAUCCAGUCGGGUGGACCGCUAUCGCCGUCGAGCUCAAAAAGCGGGAGGUCCCUUUCUUCUUAUCGGUGCCGUUACUCCCACGCCUUCGGUCCACGAAGUCCAAGAGUGCCAAAGGAGCUCGCAUCUCACGGAAGAAUUCUCGUCCCGUACCUCGAUCUUGCAUGGACCUCCAGCACCUCCGCUGCCCAAGGUGCAGACGCCGGGUUCCCGACCCCUGUUCAGCACAAUGCACCCAGAACAGGAAAUGAGAUUUGCUGGACUUUCCUGUCUUUCUCCCUGGCAGGUCCGCUUGGCUGCCAUUGUCACGGUUGCACUCACACUCAAGCUCUCAUAUUCACAGAAACGUAGAUCCCACGCCGCCAAAGACGCAAGCCAACCGAUCGUCUCGGCCAGCCACAUCUUCCCAGCGGGAGGGUGCCAGGUUUUAUCGAACCGUGCCCGUCGUCUCGGAUGA
This is a messenger RNA of Moesziomyces aphidis, 525 nucleotides long. Lineage: Eukaryota; Fungi; Basidiomycota; Ustilaginomycetes; Ustilaginales; Ustilaginaceae. The record is from the annotation of a GenBank genome assembly.